Henningerozyma blattae CBS 6284 is the source of this 1122-nucleotide messenger RNA. It is a transcript of the gene LYS1, whose product is annotated as saccharopine dehydrogenase (NAD+, L-lysine-forming). The record is from RefSeq and is a predicted model, not a curated record. Gene Ontology annotation, cellular component: cytoplasm. Bases 1 to 1122 code for a protein of 373 amino acids. The transcript has a single exon. Gene Ontology annotation, molecular function: saccharopine dehydrogenase (NAD+, L-lysine-forming) activity. NCBI's taxonomy places the organism in Eukaryota, Fungi, Ascomycota, Saccharomycetes, Saccharomycetales, Saccharomycetaceae.
AUGCCAACCACUUUACACUUAAGAGCUGAAACUAAACCAUUAGAAGCAAGAGCUGCCUUAACGCCGGCUACUACUAAAGAAUUAAUUGCUGCCGGGUUUAAAAUCUAUGUUGAAGAUAGCGAACAAUCUGCAUUCAAGGCUUCAGAAUACGAAGAAAACGGAGCAAUCAUUGUGCCAGCUGGUUCAUGGGUAAGUGCACCACAUGAUCGAAUUAUUAUUGGUUUGAAAGAAUUACCGGAAUUUGAGACAUUCCCUCUAGUACAUGAACAUAUUACAUUUGCGCAUUGUUAUAAGAAUCAAGCUGGAUGGGAAAAAGUUUUGAAAAGAUUUAUAAAUGGGGAUGGGACUUUAUACGAUUUAGAAUUCUUAGUUGAUGAUAAUAAUAGACGUGUUGCUGCUUUCGGGUUUUAUGCUGGGUUUGCAGGCGCUGCUCUGGGACUGAAAGAUUGGUGUUUUAAAAAGACCCACCCUGAUAAUCUUGACUUGCCAGGUGUAACACCAUUCAACAGUGAAGAAGCUUUAAUUGAGAAUGUUUCAAUUGAUUAUCAGAAGGCUUUAAAAUUACAGAAUGUUAAGCCACCAAAGGUUUUAAUUAUCGGUGCAUUAGGCCGUUGUGGUUCUGGUGCUAUUGAUUUUCUAACAAAGAGUGGUAUUCCUGAGUCAAAUAUUAUUAAGUGGGAUAUAAAUGAAACUAAAAAAGGUGGCCCUUUUAAGGAAAUAGUUGAAGCCGAUAUAUUUAUUAACUGUAUUUACCUUUCACAGCCUAUCCCACCAUUUAUUGAUACUAAGUCAUUAAAUGUUAAUAAUAGAAAUUUGACGACAGUAGUUGAUGUUUCAGCUGAUACAACGAACCCUCAUAAUCCAAUCCCGAUUUAUAAUAUUGCAACUGUUUUUAAUAGACCAACAGUCACAGUGCCACUGGAGAAAGGUCCAAAAUUAUCUGUUAUAUCAAUCGACCAUUUACCCUCUCUUUUACCAAGAGAAGCUUCUGAAUUCUUUUCAAGAGAUUUAUUACCUUAUUUGAAACAACUGCCAAAUAGAAAGAGAGUACCAGUCUGGGUUAGGGCUAAAAUUCUUUUUCAAACGCAUUGUGCCCGUGUUAAUAGACGUUCUAAGUUGUAA